Messenger RNA from Osmia bicornis bicornis, 857 nucleotides. RefSeq lists its product as uncharacterized. NCBI's taxonomy places the organism in Eukaryota, Metazoa, Arthropoda, Insecta, Hymenoptera, Megachilidae. The record is from RefSeq and is a predicted model, not a curated record. The transcript has 2 exons. Bases 109 to 759 code for a protein of 216 amino acids.
UGUAUCAGUCUAUGUAUUAUAUAUAAAAGGUAACGGAGAACGAUCGAGCAGUAACCGUUGAAUACGAUCGUCGAACUUGAAGAAUCCAAGAAGGCCGAAAAUAACAAGAUGAAAUUCACUCUAGCAAUUUUGGCUGUUCUGGCCGUGGCCGGUCAACUGAACGCUUACGAUAUGCCAAGCACUGGUUCGGGUGAGCUGGCUAAGGACUUUCAAGAUAUCUUUGACCUGAUCCCACUGAACGAGCUGAUAGACAUUACGAGAACGUACGCAGCUCAGGACAAGGAAUUCCAGCUGAUGACGAAACUCGUGAGAUCUCAGGAUUCGAAAGAAUUCGUCGCAUUAGUGGAAGGAGCGCCCGAAUUUAAGAAACUGAUGGCCUAUGUACAAACUAACGGUCUUGACAUUUAUCGUUUGUUAAACAAAUACAACGAAAUUCUGAAUAUACCACCGUUCAAGCCUCUAGCAGGGCCCCAGCGUGCUAUCAUCGGCGGACUUUCGGGUUACGUGCGAGACAUCCUUGAUUUAGUUCCCGUAGACAAGAUGAUGGAUGUGCAGCAGGAAAAGAUGGACAAUUCCGAAGCAUUCAAAGGAUUGGUUAAUAAGAUCACGAGCGCUGAAUUCGUAAAUUUCUACAACUCCAUGUUGCAGAGUGAACUCCUUUUGAAACUAGAAAAUCGCGCGGAACAAGUCGGCCUAGAUAAGGAAUCAUUCCAACAUUACUACGCGAUUUUCUUAAUGCUGACACCCUUCAAUAAGUAAACUUUCAGAUGCAAGUAUCUGCUAAGUUAGAUGAAAUGUUAAAUUGUUAAACCAAAUAUGAUUAUCAAAUAUAAUUAAAUUUUUAUCUGCAAUCAAAA